CGCCCAAAAAACUUGACAUCUCUCUGGUUGUAACCCUAAAUUCACAAACAGUCAUCAGCCAUCGAUCCGAAACCAUGUCAAAAUUGCCCCCUGUGACCAUCGUCGGACCUGGACCUCGUAGACCUAGAGUGCGUCAAACACUAGUCGUAUGGGAGAUUGAUAGUUACUCAGUCCCUGAAAGUUUCGAUCCUUUUUUUAUCCACGACCAAAUCAAAUCAGCUCUUAGCAAGAAUGGUAUUAUAAGGAGGGGGGGGGUCGUGUCCGUCUGGAUUUUCGGUGCUGCUGAGAAUACAUGGUUGCAAGGAAUGUUCGACAAACUUUGGGAAGCCGGAUUUCAAGUCAUUCUCUACAAAGGGGAUGCACAUGCCGGAUUGCGCAGGAUUAUAAGGGAUAUUACUUUCUGGUCAUUCAACUUGAAGGCUCCACAUAAUACAAAUUUUCUGAUACUGUCAGAAAAUUAUGACAAGAUUGAACAAGACCCCAGAUUCUGCAGAUUUUGUCAAGCUUUAGAAAACAAAGGUUUGUACGUUGUCGCAACAAACUUUGAGUCUCUCAUUAACCCUGAAACUGCAUCUGCCUUGGCAAUUACCCUCGCAGAGCCACCAAAACCUUACGGGAUUCUCACAUCUUCUCGCUCGCCUUAGAACUGCCCGUACCCCUGAAGACAAAGCUUAACUUGUAUCAUCGGCCUGUCUGUAUUUAUUUGACAAAUCCCUUUUUUAUUUGCUACUUAUCAUUAGUAUGUAUAACCUUUGUUCAUCACCAUCUAUUUAUGCUUUUUGUAUCCAUAUAUGAAUGAUGCUUGCUUUCUUGCUUACUCCUUA
Molecule: messenger RNA, 824 nt
Organism: Camelina sativa (false flax)
Lineage: Eukaryota; Viridiplantae; Streptophyta; Magnoliopsida; Brassicales; Brassicaceae
Source: RefSeq, a predicted model, not a curated record